Molecule: messenger RNA, 883 nt
Organism: Magallana angulata
Lineage: Eukaryota; Metazoa; Mollusca; Bivalvia; Ostreida; Ostreidae
Product: metalloproteinase inhibitor 3-like
Exons: 6
Coding region: 246-875 (209 amino acids)
Biological process (GO): negative regulation of membrane protein ectodomain proteolysis; negative regulation of endopeptidase activity
Cellular component (GO): extracellular matrix
Molecular function (GO): protease binding; metalloendopeptidase inhibitor activity
Source: RefSeq, a predicted model, not a curated record
UUUUACGAUUUUUGACGAGCGUUUCAGUUAUGUGUGGAAUGCCACAUUGAAUUGGCUGGCCCCGUAGUUUGGAUGAAAUGUUAAUUACAGAUAUCUGAUCUCGCAAACGACAGGGACUAUUGCUACGGGGCUUAAUGUCACAUAGAGCAAAUUGCCUGUACACCCUUUGACCUCUUGCUGCCGUAUAAACAACAACAACAAAAAAUUGUUGAUAGAUUUAUCAAUUGGAUUUGUUGCUCAAAGAGAUGGAUUGGAAAGGGUUGAUUUUCUUCCUUAGCAUGCUGUGCCUGUUUAGACCGAAGUUGACGUCAUGUUGCAAAUGUCCCGGUCCAGAACAUCCCCAAUGGUUGUACUGCAAGUCUGAUAUAGUCAUCAAAGCCUACAUCACGAACAUCACCCGAGUGUAUUCCAAACAGGUCCCGGGCCGUCCAAUUGGCAAUCACAUUCAUGUCCACAUCUAUCAGAAGUUCAAGGGAGAACGAAAAUUCAAGAACAUUGACCACACAAAGAUAUAUACGCCACUGGGAUGUAAUAUUAGACCAAGAAUCGGGCGAAAGUAUAUCAUGAUGGGGGUGAUCUUGGACAAUGAGAUGAGGAUGACCAAGUGUAACUUCAUGCAGUUGACACAUACACUGACUAAAACCCAACAGCUGGGAUUGCGUAAGCUCUAUAAAAAGAACUGCCGCUGCAUUGCUGAUAUUGGUACAGACAGUCCAUACCAUUUAAGUCCAAAAGAUCCCGGUUUUCGCGGCUGCACAUCUCGAAAAUCAAAACUAUUUGACGUUGAUUGCUACGUCAACCACGCUGUUUGUGUCUAUCGCAAGAAAACGUGUCAAUGGAAAGGAAAAUUCCGGAAAAAGCAACGAGGAAAAUAAACCAAAAA